Megalopta genalis is the source of this 2661-nucleotide messenger RNA. Its product is annotated as gastrulation defective protein 1 homolog. Gene Ontology annotation, cellular component: nucleus; site of double-strand break. Gene Ontology annotation, molecular function: protein binding. The record is from RefSeq and is a predicted model, not a curated record. NCBI's taxonomy places the organism in Eukaryota, Metazoa, Arthropoda, Insecta, Hymenoptera, Halictidae.
ACAUUUUCACAAGAACAGAUAAUUCGUGCUGAAUUUAACAUCGUAUCCUAUAUUGGAAUCGGUACGAAUCAUACAUUAUCGAUAUUUGCACAAAUAGAUUUUUAUAGCGUAAAUAUAAAUACAGAAAAAUAUAGGUAGAUACGCCGGAUCAUUAAAGACAGAUUGAGACUGAAAAUGUUGAAUUAGAGCUGUUAGUAUUCGUGACAAAAUUGUCAGGAUAUUAGUCACGUGUUAUUGUGAUGUGCAUUCUUAUUUACUUAUGGUAGAUAACUGUGAUAUGCGCCUAUAAAAUUGACGGAUUAUAAAAUAACAUUGUCAAAUGUGCACAAAUCGAAAAAUGUGAAAUUUUACGAUUUAAUUGGGUGGAAUAUGAGAUAUUAUCAUAGACUGAAAUAAAUAAGAUAAACUAUAAACAUGAGUACAAAAAAGAUUAUAACGUUUGGAAAAAUCAGUAAGGAUUUAAAUCUGCAACAAGCUUCGGAGAGCAGAGAAAAUGUAAGUUCCGGUUUUGGUACGUUCGGUAAGAAAUUACCAGAAACCAAUGUAAUCAAGAUGAAUGAAAUUAAACCAGAGGACGAGGAGGAAACCCAUAACUUGAAACAAGUUAUGGGUAUAACCGGUUUUGGGAAAAAAGCCAAGUCGUUCGAUGUACAAGAAAUGUUAGAGAAUAUAUCAAAAACUAUUAACAGCAACAAACCAGCCGACAAUGACAAAGAGAAGAAAAGCACAGAAGCUGCGGUUACAUCCUCGAAGGAAGAAUCUAAGAAAGAUAACAAGGAUAAAGAAGACAGCGACGAGGAGGACGACGAUUUGGUUGGACCUCCGGUCCCCUCCGAUCUUCAAAACAGCUUAGUUUCGGAGAAAACGUCGAAGCAAAAUGAGAGCGAGGACGAGAACGACGAAGACGACGAAGAAGAAUCUGACAGCGAUGAAACGCACUUAAGAGAUAAAGUUCCAUGCAGCCACGAAGUCACAAUGACGCACGGCACAAAAGCAGUGACUGCCAUUGCAGCAGAUCCCUCCGGAGCAAGAUUAGCAUCCGGUUCGAUCGAUUACGAUGUUUGUUUUUGGGAUUUUGCUGGCAUGGAUUCCUCUAUGCGGAGCUUCAGAACCCUGCAACCUUGCGAGAAUCAUCCUAUCAAAUGUUUACAGUAUUCCAUGACCGGCGACGUUAUAUUGGUAAUAUCGGGGUCUGCGCAGGCAAAAGUUUUGGAUCGGGAUGGAUUCGAGAAGUGCGAAACGGUAAAAGGCGACCAGUACAUCACGGAUAUGGCGCGUACGAAAGGCCACACGGCGGGAUUAAACUGCGGCUGUUGGCAUCCCUUCACGAAGGAAGAAUACAUGACCUGUUCUCAGGAUAGCACCUGCAGGAUAUGGAUAUUGUACAGGCCACGUGCUCACAAGUACCUAAUCAAAUGCAGGGCCCAAAACGGAGUGAAGACUAUACCAACUACGUGCGGCUACAGCCGCGAAGGCACAGUGGUCGCUUGCGGUUGCGUGGACGGCUCUAUACAGAUGUGGGAUCAUAGGAAAAAUUUCGUGAAUCCGUCGUUGAUCCAAAGGGACGCCCACGCGCAGGGUUCCGAGAUAUCGAGCUUGAGUUUCUCGUAUCUCGGGCACAUGCUGGCGACCAGGAGCUGCGACGACACGCUCAAGCUCUGGGACUUGAGGGUGUUCAAGUCUCCUGUUUUCGAAGCCCGGAACCUGUACUCUCGAUACGACACGACCGACUGUAUGUUCAAUCCGGACGACUCGAUCGUGAUCACUGGAGAGUCCUUGAACAGGGGCCAGAACACCGGACGAGUACUGUUCUACGACACAAAAACGUUCGACCUGGUGAACGAGAUAAGCGUGACGAACUCGCACGUGAUCAAAACGUUGUGGCAUCCGAAGUUGAAUCAGGUAUUCGUUGGCUGCGGAAACGGAAUAGUCAAAGUGUACUACGACUCGAAGAAGAGUUUGAGGGGCGCGAAGCUGUGCGUGGUGAAGACGCACAUGAAACAGAAGCACAUCGAGGUGAUGUCCACUCAGCAAAUCAUAACGCCGCACGCUCUGCCGCUGUUCAGACAGGACAGACCGAAGUCCGUGCGCAAGCAGAUGGAGAAGGAUCGGUUGGAUCCGGUCAAGUCGCGCAGGCCAGACUUGCCGAUCACUUCCGGCCAGGGAGGAAGGGUCGCCUCCUCCGGAGGAACGCUCAGCUCGUACGUGAUUCGAAACUUGGGCCUGAGCAAGAGGAUAGAGGACGACCAGGACCCGCGAGAAGCGAUCCUCAAAUUCGCCAAAGUGGCCGAGGAAAAUCCAUACUGGAUAGCGCCGGCCUACCAGAAGACGCAACCGAGAACGAUCUUCCAACCCGAAGAGGCAGGCGGCCAGGAUGGACCGUCUGGCGCGAAGAAAUCGAAGACUUGAAGCGUUCAGUCGACUCGCUGUACCGGACGUUAGGCGAUAAUUCGGUUUCCGUACGUUGACUGCGAAACGGGGGAAGAGGACCGAAUAAUUUCGGAAGCUGCUGCUCGAUCCUGUUCGAAUCGCGGAUCGGUGGCGACGGGAUAAACGUAGAUCGGCGCGGAGAAGAGCGCGGUAUGGCGAAGCGAAACGUAUCUGUUGGUAGGACGAGGAGGAAAUCGAGGACCCGAAUCUAAAUAAAUCGAUCAGUAAAUA